GUGUCCCCAGGAAAGAGGGAUGCUGAACCAGAAGUUAUAAGGGGAUUGGUCAGGAUCAAACAGUUGCCAGGAAGUAAGAGCCACUCUCACUCCUGGACCAGGAUUUGGGAAGCUGAAGGAAACCAUCCCUCGGGGAUCAGAGCUAUGGGUCCAGUGCAUGCAGUGAGCCAGUAGUCCCGGGCAACCACCAUUCCACUUUUAUAAAGCUCACUGACCUGGUUGUUGGCUGCAUUCUUGGCUCAUGGAUUCAGGACAACUUUUGAGACAACUUUCAGAUCCUUCUCCAACAUGACAGCUUGCUCCAUCCAAGUGAGUAAGACAAAGUGCUGGGGUGAUGAGUUGGCGCAGAAGAGCAUCCCUGGUGUGCCCGUGAUGCAUCCAGCUGGUCUGAUUCAUCCCCCACUGCCGGUCUAGGAGACCGCUUUAAUCUUCACCAUGUUCCUCAGCGUGAGCGCCACUGAUAAAAUCUGUGAAGUUUGAACAAGCAGCCGUCCCAAGAUGUACCAAAUAUCUCAACUGAUGUCAACACCAGUAGCAAGUAAAUAUUCUUCCCAGUCGGAGAAAGAGUAUGCUGUAGAGCCGUCUCCCCCAUGCAUUCUCCCAAGCUCUGUCUGUGAUUUCCUCAAUGGUGACAGUCCCUUUGAGGGCCGCUCCGGAGAUCCCCUGACGGACUCCCCAUUCACCUGUCGACGAAGUCCCAGACUUCUCACCAACGGCUACUACAUCUGGACAGAAGACAGUUUUCUCUGCGACAAAGAUGGCAACAUAACCCUGAGCCCCUCCCAGACCAGGGUUCUCUACAAGGAGAACUUAGUCAGAAUAUUUAGAAAGAAAAGGAGAAUCCGCCGUUCUUUUUCUUCUCUCUUCAACCUCAGUGCCUCUGAAUCCUGGCUGCACGGAAGCAUCUUUGAUGAUGUUGACUCCUCCCCCAGUGAGGAUGUCUGGUUGGAGGGGGUCAGGAGGCUGGAAACAAACCACUGCAAAGAAAAUGGAGGUGAUUAUGACUGUUCUCUGACUGAUGACUGGGAGUCACAGAAGCUGAAUGCAGAGUCUGUGAAAGCCUCCUUUUCUGGCCCUGUUGCCUCUCAGAGACCCAGAGAAAACUCCUACAGCUUGUCUCCUCAGUCCCAGUGGACGGCUUCUGAACGUUUCCAGGAAGAGGCGUUGGAUCAUCCAAGAGCUGGCAUCAGCCUGCAACCAGGUGAUGCAUCCACCGAGGAGGUGACUGACCUGGAGGAGUCAUCUCAGAGAAACCAGUUUGUUACGAGAGGUCUCCUUUCAAGCAAUUCUGCUUGCUGCAUGCUUAAUCAUUUCUGCCUGUGCAAGGUGGUUUCUGGGAGGAAUCAUAGCCAGUGUCUUCUCGUGUUCCUUGGUGAUAAUCAUUGCUUAUGUAGUCAAGUCAUCCUUUUUCAGCCUUGCCAACUAUUUCAAAGCUACCACCUGCACUUGGUUUGCCAAAAUCUGACAACCAUUCAUGAGGGCCUCUGAUGAAUGUCUUCAAUCUGAAUAUCCAGAAAUUGUCUGAUUUGUGGUCUGCUUGGAAUCAACUGUUUAUUGGAGAAAGUGAACAAUUGGAUAAUUGAGGGAAAAAAAGGAUUUUUAUUUAGUUAUGUCAUUUUUUCCAAAAAAUCUGUUUGCCCUCACAAUGAUAGUAUGCUCCUGAAAAUAAUAUUAAUUUGUCUUUCCUUUGCAAACACUAGCAGUUGGAAGGGAAAGGACUGGGAAAUUAGACAGAGAACAAACCACCUGGAUGAAUGGUCUCCUAUUAUACCUUAUACCUUAAGGCAAUGGUUCUCAAACAUUAGUUUUUGUUAGAGAAGUCUAAGAGGAGCUUAUAACAAUGCAGGUUCCUGGACCUGCCUGUCUAUACCUGUCCUUUGAUGAACUGCUGCAGUUGAACAAAGAAAGGGAAUUUACAUAAUCAACACUGACUUGAAAGUAAAUAAAUGUGGUCUGUACAUAAAAUACAACGUAGAAAAAGUUUGCAGUUCUCCCCAAGGAAACCUUGUAAUUGAAGGUGGUGACAGUUGAUAAUGGUUGAUGGAAAACGGGCAGGAGAGAGCCAUUUUUUAGACAGUUCUUCUUUUGAACCAAUUUCUUUACCAAGUUUUCAAUCAUCUUGGGACUCAUGACUACUUUUCACUCUAAUUGAAAUUCAAGCAAAGAUACAACAACAACAAAAUCCUUUAGGGGCAAAAUAAAGGCAAAACACCAUAGUGCUUUAAAAUAUGUAAAAAAUGGUAUGGUUACACAUGCAAUAUAGAAGAUGUUCCCUCUCCAUCCCUCUUGCUUCAUAUAUAUUCGCAAAGCAAACAUGGCCUGCAAUUCAGAUUUACUUUGUAUGGUAUUCUUUAACUAGAAAUUUGUAUGGAGAAAAUUGCCUGUGUUUAAAAUGGUAAGGUCAAAAUAUCACUUUUUCUAUUGAUUGUACUUAGUGCAUUUUUUUUGUUGAAAAAGUAUUAUACUAAUAAAUAAAAGGAAUCAUCA
Messenger RNA from Bubalus bubalis (water buffalo), 2487 nucleotides. RefSeq names its product transmembrane protein 71 (gene TMEM71). The coding region runs from base 499 to 1488 and encodes 329 amino acids. NCBI's taxonomy places the organism in Eukaryota, Metazoa, Chordata, Mammalia, Artiodactyla, Bovidae. The record is from RefSeq and is a predicted model, not a curated record. The transcript is spliced from 15 exons.